This is a messenger RNA of Pisolithus orientalis, 585 nucleotides long. Its product is annotated as ribonuclease-III-like-domain-containing protein. Gene Ontology annotation, cellular component: mitochondrial large ribosomal subunit. Gene Ontology annotation, molecular function: ribonuclease III activity; structural constituent of ribosome. NCBI's taxonomy places the organism in Eukaryota, Fungi, Basidiomycota, Agaricomycetes, Boletales, Pisolithaceae. The annotation marks the transcript as partial. The record is from RefSeq and is a predicted model, not a curated record. The transcript has 3 exons. Gene Ontology annotation, biological process: RNA processing; mitochondrial translation.
CUCGCAGCUCACUUAAACACUGUCUUUUCACCGCUCCAGUUCCGCCCUGAACUCGCAAGACGUAUUCUCACUCAUGGAAGUCAUCCAGAAGCUGUUCACGGCCACAAUGGCCGUCUCGCAUUUAUCGGUCGUCGGGUAUUGGAAUCCUACUACCUCCUCUUCGUCCACGACUCCGCAAAAGCAAGUGCCGACUACAACUAUGACGCAUUGGCAGAACGUGCACUAAACUCAUACGUGCUCGGAGAGCACGUCGCACCCCAAUGGUCAUUGGGAAAAGUCCUCCGCUGGGUCCCUACUAUCCCUCGCAACGCAAUCGAGGCUGCACAAGAACACCUACCCGAUGCUGAAUUGACACGUGCCUUGUCUGCGAAUCCUGGGAUCGUCAGGAGCGUGGGGCUUUAUAAAGUCAUGGGUGAGGCUGUUCAAGCUGUGGUUGGAGGUGUAUAUCAUCAAUUUGGUGGUUCCGUUGCUCACCGGCUAUUUCACACUCGGAUUUUACCCCAUAUACUUUUACCCAACCAACACGGCGGUGUUCCAAUGGAGUUCCAUGCAAAAGCCCUGAGCAUCAGCGAACGAAUGGGCGGC